Laetiporus sulphureus 93-53 is the source of this 1766-nucleotide messenger RNA. RefSeq lists its product as uncharacterized. NCBI's taxonomy places the organism in Eukaryota, Fungi, Basidiomycota, Agaricomycetes, Polyporales, Laetiporaceae. The transcript has 2 exons. The record is from RefSeq and is a predicted model, not a curated record. Bases 242 to 1507 code for a protein of 421 amino acids.
GCAACAGUUGUUUCCUGCGGGCUGCGGUAGAUUUCUACUACGAUCCAUUUUCGAUAGGGCCCGGGGCGUCAAUUGCAACCAUGCGCUGCGCGUGACGAUGGGACAGAUUUGAUGGACGACCGUUCGCCUCAUUUAACACAGCCCCUGCACGUUCACAGUGCGCAAGAGACCUGCCGCACCUGAGGCUUGUCACUACUUAUUGAAUAGUCGCAUUAGCACGCUCCCCUCCUCCAUCGCCGGUAUGGACCACCAUCUGAGUCUCCCAUCGCCACGUCUGCCCUCCGAAAUAUGCGACUACAUACUCGAUCACCUAUGGGACAACCAUAAGACCCUCCAGAUCUGCAGCCUCGUCACGCGAGAAUGGCUCCCCAAGACGCGCAAACAUCUUUUUCAUUCCAUCCAUAUCUUCAGCAACACGCGGCGCGUCGCCUUUGAGGAUGUGAUUCUGCAGUCGGGAGAUGCACUGGCGCUCUGCGUCCGCAAGCUAAACUUGAUGCUCGACGAGCUCGAGGGUGGCUGCCCCGUCUCGAUACCCUCUCUGCCUCGAAUACUGGCGCCUCUCGGCCGGCUGGAGGAGCUCACCCUCUGUGUUUCCACGUGGGACGAUUGUUACUUUUCCACGGAGCCUAUAACGUGGCCGGAACUGCCCGCGGUGAAGGCUCUUCACCUGCACGUCCCCAUCGUCAACGACGUCGUAAGCCUGCAGCGAUUCAUCUGCGCAUGCCCCUUGCUCUCCUCCCUAGAGCUGCGGAUAGUACUAACCUCAAAUUCCGACGACUCGCACGCCCAUCCUCCAACGGUCAUCCCGAGAUCGAUAGUGAUCGAGACUUUCCAAUGCACUCUCCGCAAGCCAGACCCCGUGGUAAGAUGGAUGCUGCAGGGCGGCCUGAAGCUACGCAUACGUCGACUGGCGAUCGACCGUCUGACUUCAAUCAGUCAUCGCGGGACGGGCGAUACCCAAGGCCUGUUGCGUGCAUCUGGUGAAUGUCUGGAGCACCUUGUCGUCAACUUGGCACUCGAGACCCUCUCCGCUUCACCAGAUGGGCAGCAAGCUUCAGCGCUGGCACACAAUCCGAACCUGGUCUCAAUCUACAUGUCGACUGUAUUGCGUGAUCCUGUUUCCUUUUAUGCCUCGCCUUAUCCCAGUAGCUGGCGGACCUUGCUCUCAAUCCUUGCCGACAUCCAGCCAAUGCACACCAAGCUGCAGUCAAUCGACAUCACGUUGGUUACGACAUUCGAGCCAGAUAUCACAAGCAUGCCUUGUGAGCAGCUUGAUGCCGCCCUGGCGCGGAUUGUGGACAUUCACCCGCGGUUGGUCUUCACCGUGUGGAUAGAAUGCACUUUUCUUAAACCAACGCCACGGCUGGCGGAGUUCGUCGGAGCGCUCUUGCAACGCUUGGUCAGGGUGCAGGCGGCACGGGGCAGACUCUGUUUGAUGUGGCUGAACGAUUACGAUGAAAACAGAGAUUUCAGUCACCGUACGACACCGUCCUGGUGUUCGCGAUGAUGAUGUGGCAGGGCUCGUUCAUCCAACUUUCCUCCUUGGCAACGCCUUCCAUGUACAUCACUCUUUAGGACUUUGCUUGUUACGCACUUUGGACUAUGGUUCGUAGAUUCCACCUUCCGCCUGCGCGCGAGUCGCAGGGCGUUGUGAUCGCAAUGAGGGUUCACGUUGUCAUUUGGGACGGCUCAUUCAAGCGAAACAUAUUAUACCGAACAUUCGCAGAGUUUCAAGAUAGCAUGCUCUCAGGCAGUGCUCAUCCGCC